Stegostoma tigrinum is the source of this 16803-nucleotide messenger RNA. RefSeq names its product SLIT-ROBO Rho GTPase activating protein 3 (gene srgap3). The record is from RefSeq and is a predicted model, not a curated record. Gene Ontology annotation, molecular function: protein binding. Gene Ontology annotation, biological process: negative regulation of cell migration; signal transduction. The transcript has 22 exons. Gene Ontology annotation, cellular component: cytoplasm. NCBI's taxonomy places the organism in Eukaryota, Metazoa, Chordata, Chondrichthyes, Orectolobiformes, Stegostomatidae. Bases 677 to 3985 code for a protein of 1102 amino acids.
UCCCUCUCACCCACCUUCCCUCAAAUGCAGUUCGCUCCUCUGCUCCAGAUUUGAGCUGCAGCUUGCAAGAUUUGGGAGGCUGAAGCAGGAUGAGAAAUUGCAGGGGAGCCGGACACAGGGCGAGCCAGUGAGGAAGUGCUCCCAGUUCAGGCUGCCUAUCCCACCACAGUUUCACCUCACCCCCUCCCAUCCCAUCCCAUCCCAUCCCCCCCCUCCCCGCCUACCCAGUCUUUCCUUUCACUACCCCAGCAGCACACCACAGACUCGGAGUCGCUGCCUGCAUUUUCUGAGCUGGAACCUUCGCCUUUACAACUAUAUCCUCUCCCCUUCUCUGUAUCGGUUUUCAAAGAGAACCCCUCACAAUGGAACUGAGUAAAUAAGCUGAGCGAUUCAGGAAAAGGAGCAGCGUUUGCACCUAUCUCUGGUCUCUAUUUCCACCCCACCCCCCAAAAAAAACAGGCCAGUAGGGGGAGGAGGAGGAGGGUUAUUUUAUUUUCAAGCGAUUUCAAAGCGUGAACCUGACACAGAGUGUGACUUGGGGAGAUUCCCAGAUCUCUCUCUCUCUAUCACACACACAGCUCCUGAAGCUGUAAUCGAGUGAGUGAGGGGAAAGAGUUGAACAACCCCCGGGACUGACGAGAGGAGCUGGUGCUGCGAACUGGGGCCGGCGGACAGGAUGUCAUCUCAAGCAAAAUUCAAAAAGGACAAAGAGAUCACCACGGAAUAUGAGACCCAGGUCAAAGAAAUCCGAGCCCAGUUGGCAGAGCAACUGAAGUGCCUGGAGCAGCAGUCGGAAUCCCGUCUCCAGCUUCUUCAGGACCUGCAAGAAUUUUUCCGCAGGAAGGCAGAGAUCGAGGUGGAGUACUCACGGAGCCUGGACAAACUGGCGGAAAGGUUUGCGGCAAAGAUUCGCAGCUCCAAGGAACACCAGCAGUUCAGGAAAGACCAACAUCUCCUCUCCCCAGUGAACUGCUGGUACCUGGUUCUCAACCAAACUCGACGAGAGAGCAAGGACCACGCCACGCUCAAUGAUAUCUACACAAACAACAUCAUUGUGCGCCUGAUGCAGAUCAGUGAAGAUGUGAUACGGCUCUUCAAAAAGAGUAAGGAAAUUGGCCAGCAGAUGCACGAGGAGCUGCUAAAGGUCACCAAUGAGCUGUACACUGUCAUGAAGACGUACCACAUGUACCACGCAGAGAGCAUCAGUGCGGAGAGCAAGCUGAAGGAGGCGGAAAAACAGGAAGAGAAGCAGUUCAGCAAAUCGGGAGACAUGAGCGUGAACUUGCUACGACAUGAGGACAGGCCUCAGCGCCGUAGCUCUGUCAGGAAGAUCGAGAAAAUGAAGGAGAAGCGUCAAGCCAAGUAUUCAGAAAACAAACUGAAGUGCACCAAAGCCAGAAAUGACUACCUGCUUAACCUAGCAGCGACGAAUGCUGCUGUGGCUAAAUACUACAUCCACGAUGUCUCUGACCUGAUUGAUUGCUCCGAUUUGGGAUUCCAUGCCAGCCUAGCCCGUACUUUCAGGACCUUCCUGUCGGCAGAAUAUAACCUGGAGACCUCUCGGCAUGAGGGGCUGGAUAUCAUUGAGAAUGCAGUGGACAGCCUGGACGCACGAAGUGACAAACACAAGGUCAUGGACAUGUACAACCAGAUCUUCUGUCCACCCACCAGGUUUGAAUUCCAGCCGCACAUGGGUGAUGAGAUCUGUCAGGUGAGUGCUCAACAACCAGUGCAAACAGAACUUCUCAUGAGGUACCACCAGCUGCAAUCUCGCCUGGCCACCCUGAAGAUCGAGAAUGAAGAGGUGAGGAAGACGCUGGAUGCCACCAUGCAAACUUUGCAGGACAUGCUAACAGUGGAGGACUUUGACGUGUCUGAUGCAUUCCAUCACAGCCGAUCCACUGAGUCCGUCAAAUCUGUUGCCUCUGAGACCUACAUGAGCAAACUUAACAUUGCAAAGAGGCGAGCCAACCAACAGGAGACAGAGAUAUUCUACUUUACGAAAUUUAAGGAAUACUUGAACGGAAGUAACCUGAUCACAAAGCUGCAAGCCAAGCAUGACCUACUAAAGCAAACACUGGGGGAAGGUGAGAAGGCCGAAUGUGGGACUUCAAGGCCCCCAUCGCUUCCCCCUAAGCCACAGAAAAUGAGGAAGCCUAGGCCUCGCUCACAGUAUAAUCAUAAAUUGUUUAAUGGCGAUAUGGAGACGUUCAUACAGGACUCUGGACAACCCAUCCCACUUGUGGUGGAGAGCUGUAUUCGAUUCAUUAAUCUCUAUGGCCUACAACAGCAGGGUAUUUUCCGUGUUCCAGGCUCUCAGAGUGAAGUCAAUGACAUCAAGAACGCCUUUGAGAGAGGUGAGGACCCCCUCAUGGAUGAUCGCAACGAGCAUGACAUCAACUCAGUCGCUGGCGUCCUGAAGCUGUACUUCCGUGGCCUGGAAAACCCACUCUUCCCCAAGGAGAGGUUCCUGGAUUUAAUCUGCUCCAUUAAGAUCGAGAGCGCUAUUGAGAGGACUCAUCACCUCCAGCAGAUCAUAGUGACCCUUUCGCGGACAGUCAUCAUCGUGAUGAGAUAUCUUUUUGCCUUCCUCAACCAUCUGUCCCAGUACAGUGAUGAGAACAUGAUGGACCCCUAUAACCUGGCCAUCUGCUUUGGCCCCACCUUGAUGCCAAUCCCUGACGGUCAAGACCCGGUCUCCUGCCAGGCACACGUCAACGAGGUCAUCAAAAGUAUCAUUGUGAACCAUGAGGGGAUCUUCCCAAGCCACAAGGAGCUGGAAGGACCGGUGUAUGAGAAGUGUAUGACCGGAGGGGAGGAAUAUUGUGAUAGUCCUCACAGUGAGCCUGGUACCAUUGAUGAGGUGGACCAUGACAAUGGCACUGAACCACACACCAGCGAUGAUGAGAUGGAGCAGAUCGAAGCCAUUGCUAAGUUUGACUAUGUCGGCCGCUCACCCCGGGAGUUGUCAUUUAAGAAAGGAGCGUCACUACUGCUGUACCACCGGGCAUCCGAGGAUUGGUGGGAAGGACGGCAUAAUGGAUUGGAUGGCCUGAUACCCCAUCAGUACAUCGUGGUACAGGACAUGGACGAUGCCUUCUCGGACAGCUUGAGCCAGAAGGCGGACAGUGAGGCCAGCAGUGGCCCACUUCUGGAUGACAAAGCCUCUUCAAAGAAUGACCUCCAGUCCCCGUCUGACCACUUGCCAGAGUUUUCCUUUGGUGGGAUCCUGGGCAGGGUACGGCUGAGGUCCGAUGGCGCUGCAAUUCAGCGGCGUCGCAGCGGUGGGGACGCUCACAGUCCAGUCAGAGGGUCAGGGCCGGGCAUCGACACACCUCCCCGGGCUGCAGCAUGCCCCAGCAGCCCCCACAAGAUCACUGUCAACCGGGGCAGGAUGGAGAGCCCGGAGAAGAGGCGCCUGGCCACCUUUGGGAGUGCCGGCAGCAUCAAUUACCCAGACAGGAAGAACCUUGGAGAUGGCCAACUCAUGAGGCAGACGUCCACGUCCACCCGUCACAGCAGUCUCGGAGAUCACAAGGCCCUGGAGACGGAAGCACUGGCUGAGGACAUUGAGAAGACCAUGAGCACCGCGCUCAACGAGCUGCGCGAGCUGGAGAGGCAGAACACAGUGAAGCAAGCCCCCGAUGUGGUGCUCGACACCCUGGAGCAGAUGAAGAACCCGCAGCCAGGUGCCAUCAACUCUGAGCCAGCCAGCCCACUCCACACCAUCGUUAUCCGUGACCCCGACGCCGCCAUGAGGCGCAGCUCCAGCUCAUCCAGCGAGAUGAUGACCACCUUCAAGCCGGCCCUGUCGGCCAGGCUGGCAGGCUCGCAGCUCCGGCCCCCGCCCACGAGGCCCGCCAGGCCUGUGAUCCAGCACCGCUCCAGCAGCAGCGGCAGCAGCUCCGGGUUAGGCAGCCCGGCCCUCACCCCCACUGAGAAGGUGUUUCCUAACGGCGCAUCAGACAAGUCGGGCACCAUGUGACCUGAGCCGGCCUGGCUUCUCUCUCUCUCUCUCUCUCUCACACACCCAUGACAGAGGAGGCAGCUUUGGCCUACUUGGCUGGGAGGGUCUUGGGCCUAACAUCCAGUCUGGAAUGCCACCUGGAUACAGGAAGGAAGCCUUCCAAGAUUAGAACUGCUUUAUUCCCUUCCUUUUUUUAAAAAAAUAAGAAAAAGAUAUAUAUACUUGAAGUAAACAUGCAGCAGUUAUUUCUCCUAGUGAAACGGGGGUUGCCCAUAGCAACAAGUCAGCACUGGAAAAUAUAUCCACACAAAAAUAGAUAUAUAAAUAUAAAGAAAAGGACUCCAUUUCAGGGUGACUUGGGACACCAACCCUUUCUUCCGUGAGCUCAGGCGAGCUGCCAACCAAGCAAUACCAGGGGAUUGUCUUCAUGUGAGUGAAGGGCAGACACAAGGAAAAGAAAAAAGGGGAGAGCAGAGGAGGAGGAGUAAAAAGAAAAGGAGGAUGCAUUGUCGCGGCUUGCUGUUGAGCCGUGACUGAAGAAGGUUAGCCGCGUAGGCCUGGAGUUAGGCCUUUUUUGCCCUGUGGGGGGCCCACUCGUCCGACUGUUCAGGUUUCAUGCUGCAGGUCAAACUCGUCCUGCACCUGGGAUCGACGUGUAUGUACAUAGAGGAGGACAAAUAAAACCUCGGUCCUGCUGCUGCUUCAGUGAGCGGAGGCGAAGUAUAAAUAUUGUAGCACAGUAUUACAGUUCAAUAAUUAAUAAAUAAUGCAGUUGUUACUCAAUGCAGCAUAACAAUAAUAUGGAAAUUAGGCAGAGUCUGUGGUUAAAAUAUGUAGUUUAACUUAUCCUACCUUUUGUGAAUUAAUCAAUGUAGUAUUCUUUUUGUAAGAAGAUGUUUUCGAUGUACAAAGUGUUACUAAAACAGGCAAAGGGACUACGUGACAUUUGAAAUCCCAUCAUCUCACUUGACAAAUACACAUUGUCAUUAUGGUUCGGUAUAUGCUGGAGUGGGAGGGUGUGCUAUUUUGGGGGAUGGGAUGUGGAUUGAUAAUUUCUUUAUGGCUAACCCUAGCUGUUGCGAGUGCCCAGUGUGGGGAAAAGUACCCUCAAAGGUGAAAGGUAACAGGGUAUCUUCAAUACACAUUCCUCCCCCACCAAUUCAGUAUUGAAACAACAAAUUUACAUUGCAAACACUGUUCACACUAAAUGUGUAAAGACUACAGGGUGGCAAAUUUUGAAGUGGAUGGAUGGAAAGUGAACUUUAGCUGGUCACUGAUCUUUUUUCCCCACAUUACGAAUGUGGGACAAAGAAGUGUCCCCCGGUCUGUGUUUCUCUAUUCAAGCUGGGAUGGCUAUGCGACUGUGUUCUUUUUUUGUGGGCGUUUGUUCCCAAGAGUUGACCCAUGUUGGGAGCGAGUGCUGGUCCUCCACUAUCUCAUUCAGCUCUCUUCCUGGACAGCGAGUGAAUUAGUAUAGACAGUUUGACUGUGGAGACUGUUGUGUAAUCAGCACGUGUGUUUAUCCAUUGUGUGUGUGUGUGUGUGUGGCUGGAUGGGCAGUAGUGCUGCUCAUGAUGCCCUAACCACCACCUACUAGCUGAGGGACAUUGAGGCCAAGAGUACUGCCGAACUUGGGUACCUCAGCACCAUUAUUCCAGGUUUAUGAGAUUUGUUGACCACUGCACUGACCACAUCUGGCUUCAGUAGCACAGGAUGUGACAGUGAUAUGUUGUAAACACUCAAUUAUAACUUUUUAGAGUAUUUGGAAAGCAUUUAUUAAAAAAGAAUUAUUCUGCCAUGAGAUUUGGGCGUCACUGGUUUGGCCAGAAUUUAUUGCCUUGGUGAAGGUGGUAGUGAGCUGCCUUUUUUGAGAUCACGUGCUGUAAACAGACCCACAAUGCCAUUAGGGAGGGAAUUCCAGGGUUUGACCCAAUGACAGCGAAGGAGGAGCACUUUCAGAUGGUGGUGUCCCCAUGUAUCAGGUAAAAAGAAGUCUUGGUGAGUUGCUGCUGUACAUUCCGUAGGUGGUACACAGUGCUACUGCUCAGCAUCGGUGGUGCAGAGAGUGAAAGUUCAAGCUUGCUGGAUGGGGUGCCAGUUAAGCAGGCAGAUUUGUCCUGUGAUGCACUGAGCUCUUGACUGUUGUCAGAUUUACAGUCAAGUUGUCGCACAAAGACAAACAGAAACCUGGAACUCCCUCCCUCACAAAAGUUUAUGGAUAAUGGGAGCAAAUAAAAUUCACAUGGAGAGGGACAGACUUUUGUCAGCUUGUGUUACGGAAUCAAGGCAAGUUGCAGAAGUUAAAAUACAAAUCAGUGGUGAUCUAAUGGAAUAGAUUGAAUGAUUUUGAAUGGCGCUGUCCAGUUUCUAAGUUGUUAGCUGCUACCAAUUGAAGAACAUACUAGUAAACUGCAGGUGGAAAUGUCAUUUUGUAAAAGACAUCUUACGCUGUUUGAGAAAACUGUUUUCUCUCAGCUUAUGAUUUUUCAGAGGGGUUUCUUGUAGUGUAGUGGUGGUGUGACUACCUGUAUGUCAGGAGAUGUGUCUUAACACAUCUGAAGUGACUGAUAUAAAAAUAUUUCAUUUGAUUUUUCAUCUGUGAGCCAACACAGAGGUGCUUCUCACUCCUUCCCCUUUACCACCACACACCAUUAGCAUGAUUCCUAAUGAUAAUCGCUUUGUACCACAACAAGGUCACAGUACUGACUCAGUAUUUCUGUCUCUCGAUAGUCAUCGCAAACACUGUGAGGUGUUUUUACUAUGUUAAACAGUAAUGUAAACAGAUAAUAUUUGACACUACUGUAGAAGAGCAAUGCUAGGACUGGUUGGCAAAAACUUGCUCAAAGACAGAGAGAGAGAGAGGUUUUGAGGAGUGUCUUUAAAAAGAGGAGAGAUAAUCAGACAGGGAUCUCCCUGAGCAGCGCAGAGCUGUUCAUCACGACUCCUGCUUUCAUUCUGGGUGUCAUUCAGUAGAUUUAAGGAGAAAUCUAUUGCAUGAAGGAUUGCCACCCUAGUUGUAAAUAUUCCUGGAAAUUUGAUCUUACGGCCUUCUGCUGUUAACAGCCCAUCCCUCGCAAAAGAGCCCUGAGACCACGCCUCCUUCCCACCUCAGUUGAGAAUGAACAAUUUAUUUUCAUAAUUCAACUAACAUUUCUGCUUCCUGGAUCUCCUCAGACCUGAAGAUUAAUCCUGGAAAUGCCAGAAUAAUCCCAUAGGAUUAGCAAUGCAUACUGCGUGUUUUCAUGCUGUCUCCCAGCAUCCUGUGGCAUACUUGUGCGAAUGCCCAUCUCUACAGUUCACAACCAGGAACAAUUUCUGCACAUGUGCCAUUUCAAGUUCAGCUCACUAUCACCCACCCUCAGACCACACACAGAUCCAUGAGCUGUCAUGUAACAGGGUCACCACCCUUCAUUGCAGAAGUGCCCUCCCUGCUUUGACUUUGUCUGUAGGUUGGCAGGGGACACUAAAGUCUACUGCCAAUCCCCAGUGGAGGCAAUCAGCAGAACCUCCAGCAUCAACCAGGGGGAGCUACGUUAACGCCUACAGUAUGCUCUGCGGAACCCUGGCUGAUGCUUUCCUGCCCCGUUGUUGUCGGCCCUGCCUUCAUCUGUCUGAACCAGAAAGGCCACAAAUCUGAGUUUACACACGGGGCCGAUGGUGGAAUAAGAUCAAGCAUUGAUCAUGACAAGAAGCAUGUGCAGUGUCUGCCAUAUUGGUGAAGGAAGAUAAUAAGUGAGGCUGAUGUGGCCUGUGUGAUACGUGCAGUUGGAUAUACAAAAAGUGGAAGGUAACAUCCUUCUUUAAGGCCAUGUGGUGCAAAAUGUGGGUUUCCACCAGGGUCACUUGACAGUAGCUCAGUACAUACAGGCAUCAGCAGAACAUUCUGCUUUCUAUGUAUGGUUUUCACAUUGGACGGCACAUUUAGCUUUUGUCUCUCUUGAUGGAGGUCCUUUAUGGGUCAAACCAUCAGCCUAUAGAGAGUAAGAGGGUAGUAUUCUCAAUUUUGCGGAUCUUUAGGUGAGUCUCUGGAGUUACUUUCAGGCUUGGAUGCAUUGGACUUUGUCAACAGGAAGGAAUAUGGUAGUACAAAUCUGUUUCUGUAACUCAGUGCUGAGCUGACAAAAAACAUUCCCAGGGAAUCCAACAGACAGGCAAGUGUCUAAAGAGAAAGAGAGAGAGACCAAUUUUUAUCACAGUGGGGCUACAGGACUCCAGAAUGGAUAGUGUUGCAGAGUAUUCAGCCUGAGCUGACUCCCACCUGACUGCUGUGUUCUAAAGAAAAUGUCAUUUUCAACUCUCAAUCAAGCUUGUUUUAAGACUGAUAAGCACAAAAUUGACCUUGGAGCCUCAAGCAAAAAGCAUUAGAGCAGGAUGUGUGGAUCAACAGACAGGCAAAGGACUGCAGAUGCUGGAGAUCUGAGCUAAAAACAGAAAGUGCUGUGAAACCUCAGCAGCUUUGACAGUAUCUGUGAAAAGAGGAACAGAGUUAAUGUUCCAGGUUGCUGCUGUUUUGUCAGAAAUGGAAGAAGUUAAGACACAUAACAUUUGUAUAAACAAGCAAAGGCCCAGGGAAGAAGCGAGUUGCGGACGGAGCAUGUGUAGCAGUUAAAAGAGAUCAUUCAGCAACCCAUUUCUGGAGAGGGUGGGAAUGCAGGGCAAGGGCAUUUCUUUUACAUCUGUCAACAAUGCUAGGGCUGCUACAAAUUAUAGAAGUUCCCAUAAAUGUUCAUGUACUCGGACACCAGCAUUCAAACAAACCUACACAAAUCAUCAAACCUGCUCAGGUCUGUGAUUGACAACAGAACCUCAGUAAAGAUCUGGGACAGUGGAUAAGAUGUGUCCCCCCCCCAUCCCCGCUCGCCUUCACAGUUGAUGACUUCUGCUGGGGCAUGGUCCAACUGGAGUGAUUCUUACUGAGAUGGGGUCCCAUAGGUACUACUUCCUUCUGGGAUACAGUUCCCCUGAUGGUAACUCCUACAUGGUCCAGGAGCUUCGGUUCCUGACCCAGUUGACCAUUCCUGUGUGAAAAUUCAAACAACUCCCUGCAGCCGAUAUCAGGAAGACAGAGGAGGAGGGUUGGAAGGAUGGAGGAGGGAUUGAUGGUACAGCUUCCUCUCUGAUUGUAUUACUAACGUGUUCUGUGGCUUCUGGUGACAGACCUAUACAACAGUAAUCUUUAAUGCUUUACGUGGCACUUCUGCCCCCAUAAAGAUUCCAGUGUCAGGCAGGGUGCCAAAGAAUCUGAGCAACUAAACUGAUGAGAUUGUAUUGGACCAUGUAAAUACAUAAUUGCCUGAAUUCAGUUUGCAAUAGGGAAACCUUGCUGAUUGGAGACUCAUUGACGAUUUGUGACCUGUGUCUGAAUCUGCCCAUUGUUAAAAUCACCCAACAUCAUAUCCACUGAUAUCUCAUGUAAAAUCUCUAAUGCAGCAAUUAACAAAAUGACUGGAAGGAAGAGAAGCUGGCAUUUAUCUCCUUCAAGGGCUAUUUUUAAUAGGGUGUUCACAGUGCUAAAUCUUUUUGUUUGUAGUUUGGGCAAUUAGCAAAAGAACCAAGGGAGAGGAGGAGGAAAUAAUUUUGUUUUAACGUUAAGAGGUGUACUGAUCUGGGCUGUGCUGCUUGAAGGAUGUGGUGGGUGUAGAUUCAAUAGUAAUUUUGGGCUAAGAUAAUAAAAUGUGAGGCUGGAUGAACACAGCAGGCCAAGCAGCAUCUCAGGAGCACAAAAGCUGACGUUUCGGGCCUAGACCCUUCAUCAGAGUAAUUUUGGGCAACUGGACUUGUAUUAAAAGGGAAAACAUUCAGAUCCAAGUGAAAAGAGUAGAUGAAGUGAAUUGGAACUUUCAAAGACUAGCACAAUGGAAGAUCUCCAUCUGUGCUGUAAAAUUGUGUGACUAUAUAAUAGAGACUGUACAGAACAAAUAUCUGGGGCUAUCCUUGGUGUUCGUCAAGCCAGUUAAAGCUGAUCAAAUUUAGUCACCUUGGCAUCAAACCACUGAUGUUCAUUAGAGAAGAUGAGGAGUCUGGAAUCAUUGAAUUUGGAGAAACUUGAAUUGGAUGGUCCAGAAAGAGAGAAGAUAAGGGUGGGGUGGGGGUUGGAUCCUUGCUGAGAUUAUUGCAAUAUCAAACAGUUCAAGCGAAGGAAACCAUCAUUUUAAACUUAGGGUCAGAAAGUGUAAAUUUGACUUCAGUUGAAUGUAAGAGAAUUCACAAGGAGACCAGGAAGUGUUUGUUCACCAAGUCAGUUAAUAAAUAUGCAGAAGAAAUGUUUUUAAAAAGUUUGAAUUUAAAACAUAGCUUCAGUAAGAAAGUGAGGGGAUGUAGGAUUCAGUGGGACAGCAAAGGAUAGUGGGCAGAUUGAGCUGAAAGAUUUUUUUUUGAAUCUGGACUUUUAUUAUGUUCUCACAAGAAGGCUUGGACACAGCAGCCGAGGGUUCCAAAUACCACUCCAAAUGAAAUCAACUAAACCCCACAGACUUGGCCAGUAUCUGUGGGGGUGGGGUGGGUGGGAUCACUUUGAUCAGAAGGCCUGGGUUCCACUCUAGUCAUUGCUUUUACCAACCGGAGUCCUGCCUGUAUAAUGAAGCGAUUUACAGGAGAUGUUUUGAGCUCUCAAGGGAAGAAAAACGCAUUUAUUUUAAUUCAUUGUCCAAAUCGGGGAUUUCUGGUGUGCCCAAAAUUUCUUGCCAGUCAUGAUCUGCCCUAGCAAGGUGGUGGGAGCACAACCUCUUGAGAAACAGCUUGACACCACUAAGUGGCUUGCUGUGCCGCUUCAGGCAGUUGACCCAGAUGGGUGUAGGACUGGAGUUACGUAGAGGCCAAACUGGUUAAAAACAGCAGGUUUCCUUCUCCAAUGGACAUCAGUGACCCAACUGGACUUUUAAAAUAAUUCAUGAUAUAGUUAAUAGAAACCGUCUCUAUUCUAUAUUAAGAAGAAUUCAUUCAACCUCUGUCACAAGAGAAUUUGAGCUCAUGUGCAUCUGUAUUAUUGACCCAGGCUAUCUUGUAGAUCGUCCUCCAAUAUAACAUUAUAAUGUCCAUUAGCCAUUACAUUGCCAUUCUCAUAUGUAUGGGGGGAGGUGAGAAACUACCAAAAGAUGGUAUUCCACAAAACAAGCAUUCUUUCUCAUAGGUAAGCUGCCUCGGAGUUUCUCUUGCCUGUUGUAGUCUCGUACAUAGUGUUCAUAGCGAUCAAAAAUAGGCUGUAAGUUAUGUCUAACAAACAGUUGACUGUUUUCAAAUCAAGAGGAGAUAGGAUUAGACGAUUCCACUCACCAAGACUUUGCACUUAGUAGCUAAGUAGCUUGAUGUUAAUCACAAUGCAAAUGUCUAACUUGUAAAUGGUAAAUGAUGUAGUGACUGUAUGGAGUGAUGUCCCUCCACAUACAUGGAGGUUAACAGUAAUCUCACUUCUGUGUUAAUUAAACUCCAUUGAUUUCUAAUUUAUUUUUUUAAAUAUCCUUCAGACAUGGACAUUUUAUUCUUUUGGAAAUGUGAAUAGAUGGGUUUUUUUCCGUCUCUAAGAAGUUUGUUCAUAUUCUGUGUUAUAUAAAAAGUCUUGUUGGUCUUGUUUUAUAUUAUAUGUGAAACAGACUUGCUUUUUUUUUACAAAAAGGAAUUUGCUUCUCUACAUUCCUCCACCUUCUCAAUGCUCAGCGAUAUCUUUCCCAGCCUCAUUCUGUUAUGUCCAGAGUCAAAGUCUGAGAGGGGGAGAACUGGGAUUUGUUCCUCCUGUGUCUGGAAUUCAUUUUUUAUUUUGUCCAACUGAAUGCCAGAGCUGGCACACGAGCAGAGAGCAUGUUGCUUUUUGCCAUUUGCUGGUUAUUUCAUCCCUUGCGCCUUCGGAGUGAACUCACCAUCAAAACAUACUGCUUCGGAAUAACCGGAACACACUGUACCUGGGAAGGUGAUAAGUUCUGGCAUGAACAACAGGGACAAUUUAACAUUCUUAUUCCUGUCAUUAAUUCUGCCAUACCAUCACUCUGCAGCUUUGCACUUUCGACUCCCCCAAACAACCUUCUCCAGGCUCCUGAGGUUAUGUUCUUAACAGACUGGCCAAUCCAACAGUGGACUGAACCACUGCAACCACAUCCAACAGGUCAGGUGGAUUGGCCAUGCUAAGUUGCCCAUAAGAGUCCAGGGAUGUGCAGGCUAGGUGAAUUAGCCAUGGGAAAUGCAGGGUUACAGGAUGGGUGGAUGCUGUUUUGGGGAAGAGGUGGUAUUUUAACGAUGGGCCGAAUGGCCUGUUUCCACACUCUUUAUGAUUAUGCAGUACUUGCUCUCCAACUGCUAUGGUGGCAGUUAAUGAGGUCUUCUCCAGCAGCUCUUUAAACAUGGCUCUGGAUUUCCCCCCCCCCCCUCCCCCCCUCCCCCCCACUUCAACCUGAGCGAUACAGGAGCCGCAUGGAUGGGCAAUGAUGAACAAGACACAUAACUCAAUACAACGUGUGCCCCGUUGGUGCAAUUCUCCCUUUCACACAGCAACAAUCAAUUUUGGAGAGUUUCGGCUGACCAGUCUCGAUAUUGAUGAGCCCUGUGGUGCGGUUUGAGGACUCUGAACUUUAUUCAGGAGUUUUCAGGGGGCAUUGUCACCCCUGAAGAUGGUAGGAACGGUCUCUUAGGCCAUCGUGUGUAACCACAAGAUAGUGUGAGGCUUAACAAUGCAUACUUAUCUUUACAUGCAACAUCUUUUUAGCAAACAUUUCUUCUGACUCCUCUUUAAUGUUCUAUUUAAAUGGAAGAUAUUUAGGCGGUUUCACUCCAUCUGCAAACGGACUUCCUUCUAGGCUGUAGUGGAGUCUCUAGUGGAGUGUAAGAAGACUUUAAUUAGGAUUUGCUGUAAGGACUAUUCUACCUUAUAGCCUCUCUCGCAUAUACCAAUCUGGGAAUGCAUGAUGCUGUCAUCACAGAAUGAGAAGUAUUCUGUUCCAGUCACACCUAGGUCAAAACUAUGUCUUGUGGUUGGAAACCACUAGCUGGCUCAUGUUUGCAUCUCAUUCUGGUCCCUCAUUUAUGAUGCUUGUUCAUUCAUAGUCUAAGGCAAGCAGAGUAGGGUCUUGAUUUUGAGCCAACAGAAAUGUGUAGAGCCGCAAGCAACUGGACUGUCUGUAUUCAUUGCCAGUGGGAGCCUGCCUGAAGAACAGAUUAAAUUAAUGGCACCUUUUGUUGAAGGAACUGGGUUUUCUCCUUCUCAUCCUCCUUGGUGAAAGAACCAGGAGGCAAAUGACAAUAUAAUUUUGCACACAGCUGGAAUGCACUGCCUGAAAGGCCCGUGGAAACAAAUUCAGUUGUAACUUUCAAAUAGAGAAUUGGCUCUACACAAAAGAGAAAAUGGCAGGGCUCUUGAGGAAGAGCAGGGAAAUCAGUAAGGAAUAAUUUAACAGCUUUCUCUAAGUAAAGACCCAUUCAAGAUGGGCCAAAUGGCCUGCACUGCUGUGUCUUUCAGGGUUUUGCCAUGCUGCGCAUUUUAUACAAUCACAGAAUUGUUACAGCACGGAAGGAGGCCAUUCUCCCAGCAUGUUCUUGCUAUUUGGACAACAGUUUAAUUCCCUUUUGAAAGCCUCAAUUGAAUCAAUCUCCACGCAUUCUUGCACAGGGCAUUGCAGACCUGAACCACUCGGUGUGUGAGAAAGCUCCUCAUAUUUUUAAUUCCUUCACAAGAGGCUGCUAUCCCCGGGUGGGCCAGCAUUGACCACCCAUCCACAUAAUCACUUUUUUACUUCUUUCAUCGAUUACUUUUUAAACCUGUGAACUCUCAUUCUCACUCCAUCCAGAAAUUGGGAAAUGUUUCUCAUUGUCCUAGUCUGUGCUGCCCUCUCAUGAUUUGAACACCGUGGUCAAAUCUCCUUUCUGCUAGUUUUCUUCAAGCAGAAUGGUCCUAACUGCUCCAACCACUUUUCAUAUUGGAAGUUCCUCAUUCCUUGAACUAUUCUUCAGAAUCUUUUCGCCUUCGCAUCCUCCUUAAAGUGUGGAACCCAGAAUUGGAUGAAAUACUCCAGCCGAGGUCAAAUUAAUGUCUUGUACAAGUCCAGCAUUACUACUUUUCUUGUCUCCCUGUGGCCCUAAUAAUAAGGCUUAGGGUGUUGUACGCUUUAUGCAGUGCUCUCUCAACCUGAUCUGGUUGCUUCAGUGAUUUAAAUACAUCUUCGCCCAGGAACUUCUAUAAGUAUAAGAAUAGUUAUUGAUUUGAUAUAUUCACAACAGUACUGCUCAACCAACCCUAGCACUGAUAUUGCAUGGGGUGAGACUCUUACAUACUUACACCCUUUACUUCUGUGGCUUCCUUUUCACAUAUACAGAAUUUUUUGAAAUAAGGCCCAUGCCACAGCGCUCUGUACAACCAGAAGAUGCAUGCAGAAGGAGAAAAGGAUGAGUAGAUUUGGCAAACAAUGUCCAACACAUCCCUCGUCGUUUGGCUUUUUAUGUUUGGUCUUCAACAAAGGUCUUGGCAAAAAAGCAGCAACCACUUUCAAAUGAAACUGGAUUGGAGGAAUGAUUUGUUAUAAGGGCUUGCAUCCAAUGUGCAGUACAAGUGGUCCUGGACCACAACAAAUUUCCCAGUGUGUGCAACCUUACAGUGCUGAAUUGUCCAUGAGCAAAUUCCAGUUGUAUGGAAUCACUGAGGGGUGAAAUAAGAUGCAUUCUCAUUCCUGACUAAACAGGGAAAUCAUGGCACUUCCACAGAGUUGGGAGUUUUCCUCUCCCUUAUUACAUUGCUAGUAUACCAUACUAACAAUUAACAUGCAAUCCUUGGAAGUUACCCUGCCUAGUUCCUGCAACCACUUUCAGCCUGCGCUUAGCCACUGAGCAUUAGACUCUCAGAAGGGGUCUCAAUCCCAAUUGUUUCUUUAUUUGCCCUUUCCGUAAAGGGAGAUCCAAAGUGCUAACUUGAAUGUUGCCUCAAAAUGUCUUGAGUUCUGAUUUACAUACUGUCAACCUCCUCAUUUCCUUCCUAAGAAAGCCCAGCAUGGGCAUGGACAUUGUAAUUAUUUUUAGUCCUCUUGCUCAGGAACAUCCCUGAGGAAAGUGGGACGAGAACUCAGAUUUUCUGGCAUAAAGGUGGGAACACCGCCACUAUUGUGCCAGACCGUGUUUCAACUCAGCAAUGAAUUGGGAGCUUGACAAAGUUCAGUGACAGAGUAGUUUCUGUUAAAAGUCCUAGAAAACACAGACUUGGAACAAGUUUCUCUUUUAUCCCUCUACGUUGUGUGUCUCUCUCACACAUUAUUGAAGGUUAUAACAUUAAUUAAUGCAGUUUGCGUAGGUUAGACAUUUCAGAUCUUCAUCCCAUAUUAUAGGCUGAUGUUAGAGUGCAGCACCGAAGGUGUGCUAUCUUUCAAGUGAGGCACUAAAUGCUGGUCUUAACGUGUGUUACAUGAGAGUGUAAAAACAACCCAUGACACAAGUUGAAGAAGAUCAUGUUCAUCGUCCAUCACUCAACCAGCAUCACACCAACAAUGUGCUCUUGACUUUACAGCCAUUAUCACCAAACCAGCUUCUGUUUGAGCAAUUCUUCCUGGGAAAUCAGACUGGUGAGGUAAUUAUACAUGGGCAUGUUAUCAUGCCAUUUGGAAAAAGGAUCUUUCUCAUCAAGCUUCUGCUGUUUCAAAGUGCCCAGAUCACCAGGUGAAGGGGCCCACUUGACUCCCAAAAUAUAAACAAUACUUCUGUUUAUGCAGCACCUUCAGCAUGUUUUGUCAAAAGGUGACAUUAAAAAUACCAGACUGUUGCGAUGGAGACAGAUGCAGUAUCUGCUCUGGGGGACAGCUGCACCCCACAAACAUCAUAAAUUGUUCACCUUUAAUGAUAUCCAUCCCUAUCACAACACUGUUUAUGUGCUGCCCAUCAUUUUUUCCUUCCCUUGCACUUCUGUCAGGAUGAAGACACAACAUACAUUUCUUAAUGACUUCCUCAGAAAGCACUUCACAUUCUACCUGAUACUUUUGAAGUGUAGUGCCCUAUUGGAUGUAAGAAAAUGCAACAGCCAAACAGCAAUGAAGUAAAUGAACAUAUAACUGUACAGUGAUGUCAUUGAACGUAGGCCAGGAUAUAAGGUAGAACUCCUGUCUUCUGCCAAAAGUGCUGUUGAAGUUUUCAGAUUGAACUAAGAGAGCCAUGAUUUUGCAUUUCAUGUGAAAUCUGCAAAGCACUCCAUCAGUACUGAACUGAAGCCCUGAUUCAAAGGCAAGCACUACCGCUUGGUAUUUGCAAAUGUCUCUGGGUGAAGUCAGAGCAGGUAGUUCCUGCUUUCUCAAAAAUAAACCUGAGAGAACCCAGAAACCAAAGUAUUGCAUUCCCUAAAAGGCAUACAUAAUCUUUCACCCAGAUCAAAAAGACCCAGAUUACCCACGGUCAUCCACAGCAAGCCUGUCUCACACAGUUUAUUGAGGAUAUGAAUUAUUACCACAUCCAUGUGUGUGGUUGGGAUUGAAGGUCCCCUCCUAUGUAAUGGCACUGCACUUUCCUUUUGCAACCUGAAAUGUAUAUUUUGUAAAAUAAGACAUGUAUAGGGCAACAAGAGAAUUAACAGAUCCCCACGCACACCACAAUGGUAUAUGGCAUUACCUUCCUGAUUGGAUAGACUAGUAGCACCGAGCUCUGCACUUGGUUGGUUCUCACUGUACCAAGCGGCUGCAGGGCUUUUAAUAGGCUGUCCUUUAGUGAUGUUUGAUGCUGAUCUUCUGAUUGGAUUAUUAUCUGUACUGUCUGAUGAUGUCAUUGAUGGUAGAACAUCUGAUUGGAUCUUCUGUGAUGUAAUUUGAUGUCAUCUGCACCAAUCCGUUGAUCAGAGAGGACAUUAAUUCUCACUAAUCAAAUAAAAUGGCUUCCCUUUCCUCUGG